CAUCGAUUCCGGAUGCGGCGGCUCGGCCGCCAUUGCCCUCGGCGGCGCCUGCAGCAGCAAGCGCAAGGUCCCACGCCAGGCAGGCAUCGCUUGCAGUUGCCUCGACCAGCGCCGCGCCGUCCAGCGUCGACACAGCGUUGCCGUAUACAGGCAGUCGCUCGAUAGAGCCCUCUCCAGCUGGUCGACUUCGCACAAAGCAAUCGCCGAGACAGCCCAUGGACGCCUUUGGUGUCCUUGAAGCGGUCGCUAUCCCAAGUUCGCUCGGACAAGCCACGCCGGCAACCAGCAAUACUGCCACACUGUCUCGAUCGCCCACAGCGAUACCAAGCGCCAUUGCUCUCGAGCCGCCCGCGCUCAGCCCCGACAUUAUCGUCAUCGAGUCGUCGGUCGACGAAUGCGCUUCCAGCCAAGAGGAUGUUACCGUGAGUCCCGUCGCUGCGGCCAUCGAGCCGAUGCCGGGCGCCGACGACGUGGCGCCUAAGGAGUCGGGCCGGCCAAAGCCCGUUAGCAGCACGUGUGCGCCGACACAGGACGCCGCGAUCGUCUUCGUGCCCGAGUGCGUCCCGGACGAAGCGCUCUGCAUCAGCGAGGGCUGGUGCUCGAUCUGCAACGGCGGCGACAGCCAGAAAGACGAUCUGAUUGUCUUCUGCGACCGGUGCGGUAUUCCCGUGCACCAAAGCUGCUACGGCAUUGCCUCUGUGCCGUCCGGUGACUGGUUUUGCCACCGCUGCGUCGAGCUCAAGGACACGACGAUCCCGAGCAAUACGAUGGUGUGCUACCUCUGCCAGCGCUACGGCGGCGCCAUGAAGCCGCUCCGAACGCUCUCACCCCGGGGCACACAAGCCUGGGCCCACGUGCUCUGCGUGUGGUGGGAUCCAGACGUGCUCAUCGAGGACAUGGGGCGCAUGGAGCCACUCUCGGUCGUGCACGAGCCACUCGCCGAGCGCCGCCAGUCGCCGUGCGUUCUCUGCGGCCGCAGCGAAGGCUGGCACAUCAAGUGCCACUGGACGCACUGCAACGCGUACUUUCACGCGAUCUGCGCGCGCAUCGGCGAGGCCAACCGCAUCCAGAAGCACCGUACACCGGUGUAUAGCAAGCUCAACGGCGCACGCGGCAUCGGCGGGCUGCUCCAGCUGGACAUGGACGAGGUGCCCCGGAUCGCGUACCACGCGUACUGCGAUCGCCAUGCCACUUGCGAGUUUGCUCUGGACGACCUCUGCGACAAGCUACUCGCGUCCGACCUCGUGCACGACGCCAAAGCGCUCGCCCGCCUCGACGCGCUCCGAACCUCGCAUGGAGACGUCGACAAAUUUCUUCAGUCGACCGCCAAGGCGCUGGUCCGCGUCGCCGAAGCGGGCGCAUCGACGGCUGGCGACGCCAAGGAGUACCAGAAGAGCCAUCUCCAAGCCGUCCAGCUCGUGCUCGAUCAUUUGCCCCAGAUCCACGCUACGUACCCUUCGUGCUCGGUGCACGCGCACGACCUCGUGCCCGAGAGUCUUCUCGAAGCGCUGAGUCAAACCUUUCUCGACGGAUCGCCCGACCCGUUUCUGCAGUGCCAUACGUGCGAGGCCGCCAUGCACCGCACGGAGAAGGUUUGGUAUUGUGGCAACCCGCGAGGGCCGCACGCCAACCACUGGAACUGUCUUCGCCAGCGCAAGGCCCACGCGUCGACGAAGCGCAAGCCUGAGAAGCGCCCAAAGCGCGCGGCCAAGCCCAAACCGCCAACGCCCGACGAUCUAUCGGCGCUGAUUCCGACGUACGACGACGGCGCCGUCUACUGCGGCAUGUGCGACCACAACGUCGACCUGCGGGCGCUCGUGUCGGUGGCCAAGCCCGGCGACGCAACCGAAACGACGGCGGCAGCGACCGUGCGCACCGUGGUGGCGCCGGCAAAACCCGACGGGCCGCUAAUCAAGGCGCGCCUCGGGCCGCCGCCCAGCGAUCGGUUCCGCGUCGAGCGAGCGUCGACCAUGUGCAACCACAUCAUUGGCCUCCUUCCGCUGCUGCAAGCGUACGAUGCGACGCCUCCGGACGACGACGCGGCCGCGCGGCAAGCCAUCGACGACAAGUUCCUCGCCCUCCUAAGUUACCUCAAGCCGUUUGACGGGUAUGCGUACGGGCGCGUCGACGACGUCUAUACGCUCUUCAAGACGCGGGGCCGCGGCCCCGGCCUCGCGAUGCUCAAGAACCUCGUGCGCGAGUACACGCGGCUCAUGUACACCAAGCACGUCCGCGCGCUCGAGAAGGCGGCGGCCGAGAAGAAAGCCAAGGAGCUCCAAGACGCGGCCGAGUUCAAGCGUGUUGGCGACGAUGCAGCGAUGAAGGACCACCUGCUCGCGAUGAAGAAGAAGGAGAAGGCACGCGAGCGCAACUUGAAGCGCAGGCUGGAAACCGCGAGCAAGCUGGCCAACAAAAAGAUUGCUUAA
Molecule: messenger RNA, 2426 nt
Organism: Saprolegnia parasitica CBS 223.65
Lineage: Eukaryota; Oomycota; Saprolegniomycetes; Saprolegniales; Saprolegniaceae
Exons: 1
Coding region: 216-2426 (736 amino acids)
Biological process (GO): regulation of transcription by RNA polymerase II
Source: RefSeq, a predicted model, not a curated record